AUGGCUGGCGACGCUACCACGCGGCGCAGCGACAAGGAUUCGGAUUCCGAAAAGAGCGCAGGCAAAGCCAGCCUGCUGUUCUGGCCGGUUCUCGUUUCCCUGCGUGACACCAUCAUAAGCUCAGACAGCGUCAUGCGGCGCAUCAUUCCCGGACUGGCAAUUGUCUUUAUCGUCAUUCUCGCCCUGUUUCGUGCUGGAGAACUGGCGACAGAGUACACCGAAACAGAGCAAUCUGCGCAGACGACCCUGAGCCUGAUGGCCACGGUGGUUGCCAACCGGCUCGUCGCCAUUGAAGGCACUCUUCCGGAAGUCGGGUUUCGCACAACCUUGAAACGCUCUCUUGCGGACAGUCUGCCGGCAGGCGCCACAAGCAGAUCCCGCAUCUUUCUGGUCGCGGAUACGAACGGCAAGAUCGCGGCGACUGCCCCGGCACAUCCGGGUCUGGAAGGCCGUCCGAUCGCCGACCUGCUCAGCCCAAGCCAGCCGCUCACAGUGUUCGGCGCGCGCGCUGGUGUUCUUCCCGUUCCGGUCGACCUUGGACGUGGUGAAGGCAGCGAGCAGUUUCUUGCAACCGUGCAUCAUCUGAACGGCAAUCUUGGCAUGAUUGCCGUGUUGCAGCCGGAAAGUGCCAUCUUUGCGGACUGGCGUGACGAUCUUUCGGCAAAUGUCACCCUGUUUGCCGGGACUGCCCUGGUUCUGCUCGCCGUUAUCUACGGCUUUUUCAGUCAGGCGAGCCGUGCCGAGCAUGCCGAUGACAUGUAUGCGGCCACCCGGGCACGCAUCGACACAGCCCUCACCCACGGCCGAUGCGGAUUGUUCGAUUGGGAUCUUUCGCGUGGACGCAUGUUCUGGUCUUCCUCGCUUUAUGAGCUACUCGGGCGUGAACCGAAGGAUGACAUCCUGAGCUUCGCCGAUGUUGCCGACAUUACCCACCCUGACGACAUUGAUCUUCUCGGACUUGCGGAACACCUUCUGGAGACCGGUGAAACACUUGUCGACGAAACCUUCAGGAUGCGUCAUGCGGACGGCAGCUGGAUCUGGUUGCGUGCACGUGGCGAGAUCCAGUCCGAGGCCGGCCGCGCCGAACCCCAUCUCAUCGGGAUCUGCAUCGACAUUACCGAGCAGCACAAGCUGGCGGAAAAAAGCCGGAUGGCGGAUUUGCGGCUGCGCGACGCAAUCGAAACAAUAUCCGAAGCUUUCGUUCUGUGGAACGCCAACAACGAACUGGUGAUCUGCAACUCAAAUUAUCAGUCCUUGCACAACUUGCCGAAUGCAGCCGUCAACCCGGGCACCCCUUACCAGGACGUCAUGGCCGCAGCAUCGAAUGCGGAAAUCGCUCCGCAACCCGUGACUGUCACGCAGCGGGGCGGUGCGCCGGAAGGCUCUUACGAAGCACAACUGGAAGACCGCCGUUGGCUGCAGAUCUCCGAACGCCGGACCAAGGACGGUGGAUUCGUGUCGGUCGGCACCGACAUCACGGCGCUGAAAAAACACGAAGAAAAACUGAUGUUGUCCGAGAAGCGGUUGAAAGCGACUGUAUCGGAUCUUCAAAAGUCGCGACAGACACUGGAAUACCAGGCACGCCAACUGGUGGAAAUGGCCGACAAAUAUCAGGAAGAAAAAACCCGAGCGGAAGCCGCCAACAAGGCCAAAUCCGAGUUUCUCGCCAAUAUUUCCCAUGAACUCAGGACACCCCUGAACGCCAUUAUCGGCUUCUCCGACAUCAUGACGCAGGAAAUGUUCGGCCCUAUCGGCACGGAACGAUACAACGAUUAUUGCAAGGACAUCUAUUCCUCCGGCACUUAUCUCCUCAACGUGAUCAACGACAUCCUCGACAUGUCCAAGAUCGAGGCUGGCCGGAUGUCUAUCGAUACGGAAGUCGUGAAUGCCGCUUCUGUCACGGAUGAUGCAAGCCGGAUCGUAACGGGCGCCGCGACAGAAAAGAAUAUUUCCGUCACAACGGACGUCGCCGAAAAUCUUAUGGUUCACGCAGACAAGCGGGCAUUGAAGCAGAUCCUGCUCAACCUGCUUGCCAAUGCGGUCAAGUUUACCUCGGACAGCGGCGUGGUUGCACUCAAGGCGGAACCGCGCGGCGACAAGUUGCGCUUCGAAGUUACAGACACGGGAAUCGGCAUUUCCGAACGUGAUAUCGAACGGCUUGCGGAGCCCUUUGUCCAGGUGGAAAACCAGUUCACCAAGACCCAUCAGGGAUCCGGGCUCGGGCUUGCCAUCGCACGGUCCCUCGUGGAGCUCCAUGGCGGUAAGCUGUCGAUCCGAUCGGAAGUGAAAAAAGGCACGACCGUCAGCUUCACGUUGCCGCUUGCAGACAGCUGA
Molecule: messenger RNA, 2334 nt
Organism: Effrenium voratum
Lineage: Eukaryota; Dinophyceae; Suessiales; Symbiodiniaceae
Source: the annotation of a GenBank genome assembly